CAUCCUCACUGGGCCCUCACUCAGCUCACAGAGAACAUAGAACAUGCAGGCAGAGGAGUACACACGCAGAGGUAAGGAGUUGGUGGAUUAUAUUGGUCAGUACCUGACAGAGAUCCGCUCCAGGCGUGUGCUCCCUGAUGUCCAGCCAGGAUUUUUGCGCCCCCUGCUGCCCCCCUCUGCUCCCUGCGAGCCGGAACCCUGGGAGAACAUCCUGCAGGACGUGGAGAACAUCAUCAUGCCCGGGGUGGUGCACUGGCAGAGUCCCCACAUGCACGCAUAUUUUCCUGCACUGAACUCAUGGCCGUCUCUGCUGGGCGACAUGCUGGCUGAUGCCAUCAACUGCCUUGGCUUCACCUGGGCUUCGAGUCCUGCCUGUACAGAGUUGGAGAUGUGUGUUAUGGACUGGCUGUGUAAAGCUCUUGGGUUGCCAGAUCACUUUCUGCACCACCACCCAGACAGCCGUGGAGGAGGAAUCCUGCAGAGUACGGUCAGUGAGUGUACGCUAGUUGCCCUGCUGGCUGCCCGCAAAGAUAAAAUCCUGCAGAUGAAAAGCCGAGACUCUACAGAGACAUUCAACGACUCACUCACAGACACAGAUGAGUCCAUUCUGAACUCCAGACUCAUUGCCUACGCAUCUGACCAGGCUCACUCAUCUGUGGAGAAGGCUGGUCUGAUCUCUCUGGUGAAGAUCCGUUUUCUGGAGACGGAUGAGAAGUUCUCUCUGAGAGGAGAAACGCUGCAGAGAGCCAUUCAGGAGGACCGGAGGAGAGGACUACUGCCUGUCAUGCUGUGUGCUACACUGGGCUCUACAGGUGUGUGUUCAUUCGACUGUCUGGCUGAGCUGGGACCCAUCUGUGCUCGUGAGGGUCUCUGGCUGCAUGUGGACGCAGCAUAUGCUGGCUCUGCCCUCCUCUGCCCCGAGCUGAGGUACUUUCUGUCCGGAGUGGAAUUUGCUGAUUCGUUCGUCUUUAAUCCAUCAAAGUGGAUGAUGGUUCACUUCGACUGUACUGCAUUCUGGGUGAAGGAUAAGUUUAAACUGCAGCAGACGUUCAGUGUGGAUCCUCUGUAUCUCAGACACGACAACUCAGGGGCUACAGACUUUAUGCACUGGCAGAUUCCUCUGAGUCGUCGUUUUCGCUCAUUAAAGCUGUGGUUUGUGAUGCGCUCGUUUGGUCUGAAGAACCUUCAGGCUCACAUUAGACACGGGGUGGAGAUGGCCAAACUGUUUGAGUCUCUGGUCAGAAGUGACUCCAACUUUCAGAUUCCAGCAGAGAGACACCUGGGACUGGUGGUCUUCUGCCUCGUGGGUGGAAACGCACUGACCCAAGAGCUCCUGAGGAGGUUAACUCAGUCAGGCACCAUGUUCCUGAUCCCAGCCGCCGUGGGCACCAAACUCAUCAUCCGCUUCACCGUGACGUCCCAGUUCACCCAGCCCGAGGACAUCCACAGGGACUGGAGCAUCAUCCAGCGUACGGCCGCCGAGCUGAUCAAGCCCGGGUUUGGCGCCCGCCCGCUCUCCCUCAGCCUUAGCACCGACACUGAGGCCUCCGAGGACGAACAGGAGACCCUGUGGAUGAGGCUGGAGCCCAUGAUCGAUAAGCACUUGGUGCGUCAGGGCCAGAGACGAGCCACGCGCUCCAUGAGCUGCAGUGCAGAACUUCCACCUUCCAGGCCAGACUCCGCCCACAACCUGAGGGAAGCCCUGCCCCCUGGCACCCUGGCACAGAUCCCAGAGAGCCCGGUGCCCGCCGAGGGCCGCAGAGGGCAGAAACGGCUGCUGAAGUUCCAUAGCGUGCCCAGCUUGUGGCAAUGUGCCAUGCAGCAGAUCUAUAGGCCGCUACACUGGAGCUCCAGCAGAGCCAGCUACUUCACCUGCUGCACGCUGACGCAGAAAUAACGGCGAAACAUCUGAUUCACGCAAUGUUCCCUUUUAGCCCAGAUCUUAUUGACUGGCUGAGACACGUUUGGAACCCAAAUUUUGCGUCUUUAGUUUAGCGCUGGAGCUAUGAGGCUUUGAUGUUCAUACGCGGUUACACAUUUCCAUUCAUUCUCAUCGAAGCUAGUCCUAACUUCUCUGGGGGGCUAAAAGGGGUCCUCCUACCUGACCCCUGAGCCACCUAAACCAUUUUCAACCACCACACAGUCACACCUGACAGUCUGGUGCUCCCACUACAGUCCUAUUCCUCUAGAAUGAGCAGUUGAUAAACAAUAUUUGAAUAUAUUCCAAGCGAUGUUAAGCCUGUAACUAUAGCAGAUCCAUUUUUGGUCCUAUAUAGAACCCUUUUCAAAAAGGUCCUAUAUAGAAUCAUGUAAAACACAUUCUCUAUCAAUCUGAAGAAUGAUUUUUCAAGUGUGUACAUCAAGUAAUUAAACCUUUUUAAAAGUUCCCACGUUUCUUAAACCUGUCUAUUUGCUUGAACUAGACAUCUGGCAUCUUUUGUUUUUGUGUGUAACUGCUGUUCCUUUUGGAGUGGGGGGUACACGAUACGUUGCAUUGCUUUGAAUCGUCAAACAAAUUUACAUUACAAUUUAAAAAAAAAAUUAAAAACACAAAAUUAAAAAAAUUUCACAGGCCUCCCCAUCAAGAAAUACAGAUUACGUUUAUAACUUCUCUUAUUGAAUUUCUGAGCUGACAAUUAAUGCUUUGAAAAAAAAAAACAACAAAUUGCAAAUGUAAUCCAGCGUCCGGAUUUAGCAGAGUUCAGUUACACGGUGAAGUUUAGUCUAUGUUUAUAAAGCACAUCUCUGCACGACCUUAACAAGACCUGGAUGCAGUUUGAGAGAUGUUUGUGGGUGUAUUUACAGAAAAGA
This is a messenger RNA of Colossoma macropomum (tambaqui), 2811 nucleotides long. RefSeq names its product histidine decarboxylase (gene hdc). Gene Ontology annotation, molecular function: histidine decarboxylase activity; pyridoxal phosphate binding. Gene Ontology annotation, biological process: histamine biosynthetic process; L-histidine catabolic process. Lineage: Eukaryota; Metazoa; Chordata; Actinopteri; Characiformes; Serrasalmidae. The transcript has 13 exons. Bases 44 to 1897 code for a protein of 617 amino acids. The record is from RefSeq and is a predicted model, not a curated record.